AUGCAGGAUGUGGUAAUUCCAUCUAUACUCGCUGCAAUAGACUUCCUGCUGGACGUUGCUGCACUGCGAACAACCCGCCAUACAAUAGAGGCAGUUUGGCAAUUGGGAAUCUUCCGCACGAUUACGACAUUGCUGUGCCAUACAAUUCUGCCCUUCCCCCUCCAUGCGAGAGAAGAUAUUGCGGCCGUCAAUUUCCUAGGCACAGGACUGUGGUUCCCAUGCGGUAGCAGAUUUUCCGCACAGAGAUGCUUGAACAUUCACAGCCACCCAGGAAAGAGAGGCGGGGACGAAGACUUCUGGAACUCUAAUCUGACAGCGCUUGGCGAGGAUCAUCCAGGCUACAUCGACGAAGAAGAGGCCGCUCUACCCGAGAUCUCUUACCACGAUGCUUACGACAACCUCAUCACUGAAGAGGAAUGGCACUGCCUAGCCAAGCAGGAAGUCGAACAUGAAGCCAAUGGAACGUUGCACAUCAUGUACCCAGACUUAUACCCGGCACCCGUUGGCGAACGAUCGGAACAGAACGCGAAAAAGAAGAAGAUCGACCUCAAGGUCUACAUCAACCAAGGUUGCCAUGGCGAGAUUCUAGCCAAGGUCACAAAGAAGCACCACUGCUGCAACACCGUCAAUGGAGCGGUUCUGGAGCUGAACAGCCUUCCGGAGAAGUGUGCUGCCGCGGUAUAUCGAGACCUGAAUUGUCAAGGCUCACCUCAGCUUGACAUUGACAACGGUGCAAAGCCGGGUUGCUUUGAUUCUAUCAACUUCAGCAGCGUGCUGGUGAGCUGUUGA
Molecule: messenger RNA, 789 nt
Organism: Zasmidium cellare ATCC 36951
Lineage: Eukaryota; Fungi; Ascomycota; Dothideomycetes; Mycosphaerellales; Mycosphaerellaceae
Exons: 3
Coding region: 1-789 (262 amino acids)
Source: RefSeq, a predicted model, not a curated record